AUAUGGUUAUAUGUGGGAAAGAAAAUAUCUGAAUGGCAUCGAACAUACAUAGAAGAUAAAAUAAAAUAUGAGUUAGUUGAAUAUUUAGAAUUUGUUGAGAAUAAGUAUUUUGAGGUCUUAAAAAGAGUGUGUAGAAGGAAGAGAGUUGAAGUUCAAGAAAUAGAAGGUAGUUAUCAUUACAAAAUGAUCUUUGGAGAAAAAGGAGCCAUGAAAUCCAGAAAAUUA
Molecule: messenger RNA, 225 nt
Organism: Vanderwaltozyma polyspora DSM 70294
Lineage: Eukaryota; Fungi; Ascomycota; Saccharomycetes; Saccharomycetales; Saccharomycetaceae
Exons: 1
Source: RefSeq, a predicted model, not a curated record